Cherax quadricarinatus is the source of this 1605-nucleotide messenger RNA. RefSeq names its product myb-like protein X. The record is from RefSeq and is a predicted model, not a curated record. NCBI's taxonomy places the organism in Eukaryota, Metazoa, Arthropoda, Malacostraca, Decapoda, Parastacidae.
UCAACAACUAUUAAUCUAACAAAUAACGUCUAAUAUACAAAUAAAAAUUACCACCCAAUGAACAAACUUUCAACACCUUUGAUAAUUUAAGUUAUACUUCAUUUUAAUAAGGAAUUUCUCCAAGGAUUUAGUUUUAUAAUAGCUUGAAGUGCUCGUUUGAUCCCCGCCAAAACUCUCACAGAUAAAUAUAAAAAAAGUCUCAAUAACUUAUUAUAAAUAAUUCGUAAUAUAACCCGUUGCUUAGAGUUAUUAAUGGAAAUUUGUGAGGGUAAAAGGGUUCGGAAAGCUGUGAAUUAUGCUGAAGUCUUAUGCGAAUCCCAAGAUGAUGAUGAUUUUGCUGAUUUUUCUCCUCCUCCAAAAAAAAUACAAGAGGAGAAAUUAAAGCAAGCAAAUGAAGACAGAGAAAAGAGAGUGAAUGGCCAUUAUAGUGAUAAAGAAAAAGACAACAGGGACAAUAAAGAAAACAAACAUGACAGAGAUAAAUAUAGAGAACAGGACAGGGAAAAAAGUGAUAAAGAUAGAAGCAGAGAUAAAAAUGACAAGGCUAAGGAUAGAGAUAAGCACAGAAGAGAGGAUAAAUAUGGAGAUAAGAAUAGAAAAGAUAAAGACAGUGAAAGAAAGGAUGAGAGUAGAUCAAAACUGGAUAGAAAAGGGGAGAAUAAGGAGAGGACACAUAGUGAAGUUAAGAAACGGGAUUCAGAUAGGGGAAGAGAAGAUAAGAGCGGACUAUAUAAUAAAAGUUCACUUUCACCCAUAUCAGCCAGUCACACUUUGACUUCCAUUCAAAAAUCCCCAAAUAAAACAACUAAGCCUAGGCUGACCAUUGAGGAAAAACUUUUUCAAAGGGAAUUGGAAGCUGCCAUUGCAAUAUCAAGACUUGCUGCUGGAGAUGUAGCUGAUUUUAAGACUCAACCAGAUCAAAGAAAAACAAGAGUAGACAAAGAAGUAACAUACAGAACAGAUGCUCCCACCUGUACUACACUGCCUGGCUCAGAAAGCUCUCCAAGACCAAUUCACAGCACAUCACAGCUUAGCAGCUCACUCCAAAACCAGGAGGCUAAUGAAAGAAACAAAGUGUGUUCACUUUCUCCUCGCAACGAAUCAACUAAUGCAAAAGCUGAUACAGCUGGAGAAAUAACAAGCAUGGACUUGCUUGAGUUGAAGAGGCUUGAGAGUAAUGCAGGCAGCAAAAAUGAAAAUUCCCAACCCAGCACAUCUACCGGUAUUACCAGCAAAAGGCAGAGGAAAACCGUGGUAUUCAAAGAAGAUACUGACUCGGAUAGUUUUGACGGAUUCAGCAUAGAUGCUGAUCCUGACUCAGACUUUUCAGAAGGAAGUGAUUUUGCAUUAUCUCCUAAGAAGAAAAAGAAGAAGAAAAAUAAAGAGAAAAAACAAUUGAAGAAUAGUAAAUCAAAGUCACCCAAACCUAUACAAAUACCUACUCCUAUCGAGACGGUGACAUCAUCUGCGAUCGAGAACAAUGAUCUGAAAAAUUUGUCUUCCCUGUCAGUUCCUCCAAGCCCUACUAUAACUUCACUUAGAAGCCCCUACAAUGUGACUCCUUGCAGCCCCCUCAUUGUUCAAAAGGGAAAACCAACUAGCUAA